GUUUAUAUUUGUUGAAUUGAGUUUUCCAUUUGUUUAUGUGUCUUGGAGUAAAGGAAUGGACAACUCUUGUGAUGUUUCUCAAUGAGUGUCAUCAUCUUCUCCCAUUUAAGAAAAGUAACAGCUCUGUCCUACUUGAUCUAUUUAUAUAUUCAGAUUUGCUGGAAGGGAACACGAGAUCAUGGACUUUGGCUUCAGCAGUCUAAUCGGCCAACCUGUGUAGUUGCUUACUCCGAUGCAGAUUGGGCAGGUUGUCCUGACAGUUCUCGGUCUACCACAGGUUUUGCUGUAUUUUUGGGUCCUAAUUUGGUUUCCUGGAAGGCUAAGAAGCAGCCCACUGUGUCCAAGUCCUCCACAGAAGCGGAAUAUCGUGCCAUUGCUUACACAGUACAAGACACACUACAUAUCCGCUCAGUCCUGUUCGAACUUGGAUGGCCUAUCUCAGAGCCAGUACAUUUAUUAUGUGAUAAUAUAUCUGCUUCUUACUUGACUGCAAAUCUAGUUCAGCAUGCUCGCAGUAAACAUAUUCAGAUUGAUUAUCAUUUUGUUCGCGAACGGGUUGCUCAUGGAGAUCUGAUUGUUCAACAUGUUCCUACUCAUCUACAGCUGGCAGAUAUUUUUACUAAAAGUCUCUCUAGUCAACGUUUUCAUUUUUUGAAAGACAACCUGCGCGUUGUAUCUCCCGCACAGUUUGAGGGGGUGUAAUAGAAUUAUUAGAGGAAUAGAAUUAUUAGAGGCUCAGUAUUGUACUUUACAUUAAACUCUCUCUAAUAUAAAUAUAUCUGCCAGGGCUCCUCAGGGAGUAACAUUUUCCAUUAUUUCACAGUAGAGACCCAGGGGGCUACCGCCCCCCAACAAAUUUUUUUUAGUGUAUAUAUAUACGAAAAAUAAUUUUUGCUCUUCCAAAAAGUAUUUUGAACCCCCGAAAAAUAAUUUCGUCCCCCAAAAUGAUUUUCCUGGGUCCGCCCCUGCUUGUUGUUCACCGCCAACUGUAUCACAUCAUGCCUUCCGCCGUCAGACAGCGUACUACUCUCCCUGGCUGCCCAAAUGAAUUGCCGAUCGUGUCGCCGGCGUCGCCCACCAUCCAAGACUCCCAGUACUCCGACCACCCACCUGCUUCCCUGCGCCAUUGCUUCCGGCCCUCCUUUGCCACUUGGUAAUUAAUCUCUUCUUCCGCUCUCAAGACUUGUGAGAUCUCAAGACUCGUAAGAGAUGAACUUAAAUCACGAGCUUCCCUACAAUUUCUUCACUUUUUAGAUGACAUUGACUACGGCCGAUGUGAAAUGAUUUGAGAAUUGUCACCCUUCAAAUCAUUUUUAAUAUUUUUUUUUUUAUUUCAAGCCGAUUUUGGGAAUUCAUUUUUCUAAUUGAAGUGGUCGGCAUUGAUGAAAAAAAUUAAUGACUUAUUUCGUAUUUCCCUCCGUUCUUUAGUAACUGUCUCACAUUUUUUUGGGAUGAUUUUGUUGAUUAUGAAAAAAAUUAGGAACAUUUACAUAAAUAGGACUAAAUCAAAUGAUAAUUGCAACAAUAGGAGUUUAAAGUUUAAAUUCCCAAAAUAAGACCAACUCUUCCUAUUUUUUUAUAUUUUAUAAUGAUUGUUUAAAAAUACAAUUAGAAAGGACAAAGGAAAGGGUAGAAUAAAAAAAAUAAAAAUCGUAAAAAAUAAAUAAAAAAUAUUCAGACCACAACCACCACCUCAGCCACCUUCCAGCACCGCCACCUCCGGUCGCCGGAAAAGAUUGUCAAGUUGGGGGGAAAAUGUCAUCAUGAUGGUAAUUUUGAAGAGAAAGCUGGAUAUUUUCAAAGAGUAAAAACGCCAUCUUCAUGGCAUUUUCAGA
Messenger RNA from Cuscuta europaea, 1835 nucleotides. The record is from the annotation of a GenBank genome assembly. Lineage: Eukaryota; Viridiplantae; Streptophyta; Magnoliopsida; Solanales; Convolvulaceae.